Molecule: messenger RNA, 2115 nt
Organism: Prunus armeniaca (apricot)
Lineage: Eukaryota; Viridiplantae; Streptophyta; Magnoliopsida; Rosales; Rosaceae
Source: the annotation of a GenBank genome assembly
AUGGGUUGCAUUUAUUGCAAGCCCUCUGCUAUUGAGGAUAGCAAGGACAGCCCCAGAGAGAGAUUGUCAAGCAAGGCGGCAUCAGACUCGCGGGCAACAAGGGUUGCUUCCUCAAGGAGGGAGGAAGCUUAUCGAGCAAAAGAUCGAUAUGAUAGUAAUGAUGGGAGAACAAUGUUAAUUGAUAAGCAAUUGAAUGGGAAUGUUCGAUCCCAUGGUGAGAAUUUCGAGAGGAAGAGGGAGAAGAUGGAAUAUGUUGCUGCUCAACAUCCUGGGAUGGGUAGCAUUCCGAAAGCUGUAGAAGGGGAACAGGUUGCCGCAGGGUGGCCAACCUGGCUAGCUGCAGUGGCUGGAGAGGCCAUCAAAGGAUGGGUACCACGGCGUGCAGAUUCAUUUGAGAAGCUAGAUAAAAUUGGUCAGGGAACUUAUAGUAAUGUUUAUAGGGCUCGUGAUCUUGAUCAAAAGAAAAUUGUUGCUUUGAAGAAAGUGAGGUUUGAUAACCUGGAGCCUGAGAGUGUCCGCUUUAUGGCAAGGGAAAUUCACAUUUUACGAAGGCUUGAUCAUCCAAAUGUAAUAAAGCUAGAAGGUCUAGUUACUUCAAGGAUGUCUUGCAGCUUGUAUCUUGUUUUUGAGUACAUGGAGCAUGAUUUGGCAGGGCUUGCUUCACACCCUGGUCUGAAGUUUACAGAAGCACAGGUUAAAUGUUACAUGCAGCAACUAUUAUGUGGACUUGAACAUUGUCACAGUCGUGGUGUUCUGCACCGUGACAUUAAAGGUUCCAACCUUUUAAUUGACAACAAUGGCAUGUUGAAAAUUGCUGACUUUGGUCUGGCAAGCUUUUUUGAUCCCCGUCAAAAUCAGCCUCUAACAAGCCGUGUUGUAACUCUUUGGUAUCGACCACCCGAGCUUUUACUUGGUGCUACUUACUAUGGGACUGCUGUGGAUUUAUGGAGUACAGGCUGCAUACUUGCUGAACUGUAUUCCGGCAAGCCUAUUAUGCCUGGAAGAACUGAGGUGGAGCAGUUGCAUAAAAUUUUCAAGCUUUGUGGCUCACCUUCGGAAGAUUAUUGGAGGAAAUCAAAGUUGCCUCAUGCAACCAUAUUUAAGCCCCAACAACCUUAUAGACGCUGUGUUGCAGAAACUUUUAAGGACUUCCCUGCACCAGCUCUAGCACUUAUGGAGAUCCUUCUUUCUAUAGACCCUGCGGAUCGUGGAUCUGCAGCUUGUGCUCUCAAGAGCGAGUUCUUUACAACAAAACCUCUUCCUUGUGAUCCAUCAAGUUUGCCAAAGUAUCCUCCGAGCAAAGAGUUUGAUGCUAAAGUACGGGAUGAGGAAGCUAGAAGACAAGGAGCAGCAGGAAAGGGCCAAAGGGUUGACCAUGAAAGGAGAGGAACAAGAGAGUCUCGAGCCAUACCAGCACCUGAUGCCAAUGCUGAAUUAGUCUUGUCAAUGCAGAAAAGGCAAGACAAUUCUAAGAGCCGGAGUGAGAAGUUUAACCCUCAUCCAGAAGAAGUUGCUUCUGGCUUUCCAAUUGAUCCACCGAGGCCAUCACAAGCUGUAGAUUUAAGUGUAGAAAAUCAUGGACAUAACCAUAAGAGAGCUUCCCAUUCAGGGCCAUUGGCUCACCGUGCUGCAUGGGCAAAGUCUACUAAGAACCCAGAUGAUGCACCAAAGGUUUCAACUGGAGCUGACUUGUCAACAAUGUCAGGUUUAGUGGCAGCAAGGAGGAGUAUGUUAUCUGAAGAACGCAGAAAAAGGUCUAGUUCUUCACAAAUGGAAGGUCCAAAAGUAAUAGGCAGGUUUCCAGGUUCGUUCAAGGAGGCCUCAGAUCCUUUACCAAAAGAUCAAAAGCAAGCCGUUGUAGGUUCUCGUCAAAAAGAAGAUGUUAGAAGCAACAAAGAUCCAAUUAUUGUUGGCUAUGGAUCAAAGGGUCACAAAAUGCACUACUCAGGUCCGUUGCUAGUUCCCUCUGGCAACAUGGAUCAGAUGCUGAAGGACCACGAUCUCCAGGUCCAAGAAGCUGUUAGACGAGCACGCCUAGAGAAGGCAAAGGUCAGAAAAUUUCAAGCUGAAGGGAACCAAAUAUCCACCAAUUCAUUAUUUGUUUCUGGUCGUUGA